Messenger RNA from Phalacrocorax carbo (great cormorant), 3147 nucleotides. Lineage: Eukaryota; Metazoa; Chordata; Aves; Suliformes; Phalacrocoracidae. The record is from RefSeq and is a predicted model, not a curated record.
ACGCCCCCUCCCUUUUUUCCCUGUUAGGCAGCCCAGCCCACAGCGCGUGGUUGCGCAGCAACGCGGCACGCGGGAGGUAGCGGCCGGCCCCGGCCCUGGCGGGCCCCGGCCCUGAGGGAGCGCCUGGCCCGCAGCCCCUCAGCGCCGCGGCGUCCUCCGGCGGGGCGGGGCGGGGCGGGGCGGGGGGCCGAGGCGAGGCCGGCGGGCUGGCUGGCUGGCUGCUGGGGCGGGAGCGCAGGGGCGAGCUGCAGGGCGCCUCAGCGCCGAAAUACCCCAUAAAGUGUUAAAAUGGCGCGGCUGCCCGGGCAGAUGUUCUCUGAGCGGUAUCACCGAAGCAGCAGCCCGGAUUCGGUCCCCGCGGUUUGAGAACGGCAGGAGCGCCGCGAGCGGCUGUGAGGGCGUGUGGGGGCCCAGCCUCCCAGGCGGUGCGUCUGCGAGCUCCCAGGGCAAGGGUCGGAGGAAACCUGCCGACUUCUCACGGAGAAGGAGUUGCACCCAGUACACGCUGCAUACCUUCUGGGAGAUCGAGAUGAUCCUGGAAAAAGCAGGCAAACAAUAAUGGAGAAAGUAGCCAGACAAUCAGGGGGGUCCUUUCAAGCGACCGCCCCUGCUGCUUCUGAAAAGGCAAGCUCCGUGUCCAUCUCACGCGUCCAGUGUUGUCGCACAGUUAAUAAAGAUCCCUGUGGCUCUCUGCUGCCAAGAUGUCCAGUAUCACACUUUCCUGUUUGUGCAUGGAACCCAGAUUCCCCUUGUAUGCCCUCGGUAUCCUCAGCAAAAUGGAAUUUCAUUGAUUCAUCCCCAGAGGUUUCCAGUUUCAUGAGGGGGGCUCGUGUGUUGGCAAGGAGAGAAGCUGAUGGCUAUUACUACCUGGGCCACAUUGCCCAAGAGGUGAAGGGCUCCAGGGAACACUUUUUAAUUGAGUUCGAUAAAAGCCGCCCUCUGAAAGGCAAGGUACAGCUUCGCAUGCAGGAAACGCCUCUCUACGACAUUCUCCACUACGAAGAUGCCAGGCAACAGCCUCUUGCUCCAGGAGACAGUGUGUUGGCACCAUGGGAGGAUAAAGCUGAACGUUUUGGCCCAGGCACUGUGCUAAAGGUUAUGGAGAACAAGGAGGCACAUUUAGUGUGCACGGCACACAACAGAAGGGGAGUGCUUGUGAAUUUCUGGAAUGGGCAGACUAAGGAGGUGACUUCUGACCAAGCUCUGCGGAUCCCUCUGCCCUUAAGCGAACGCAUCACCCUGGAACUGCAGAUGCCUUCAGCAGCCAGGCAGAUGGUGGUAGAUUCAAGCUUGGAUUACCCAUACAUUGUCACACCGGGUUAUAGAGCCUCAGGCCAUUACAGGCAGGGUCACUCAGACCUGGACUACUGGCCAAGGGGUCUGUAUUCAACUCAGCCAUGUGCCAAGUGCAGCUGUAGGUGUACCUCUCUUCCCCGUAGCUGCCUUGCAGCCCAGGCACCCACACGGCCUGCAGGGUGCAAAGUGCAGCAGGAGGAUACCUUCAUCCCAGGAACAAGCUUGGCUAAAGAAGAACUCAGCAAGAAAAUAGAAGAGCAACUGUCUGAAGUGAGGAUUUCAUUUUCAGAAAGUGUUUCCAGAGAGGAACAGAAAAAGGAAGAUAAGAGAUUGAAGACAGAAAAUGUUCCAAAAGGUGUUCAGUCUUAUUUGGAAGAGGACAAUGAGGCUGUAGAACCUAAGAAGAGUCCUCAGAGGGAGAUGGCUCAUGCUAUGGUCGAUGCUGCUGUCAACACAGACAGCUGGUUAAAGGAGACAGUCCACAAGGAAGAAGCAGGCAGCAGGCAGCAGGACGCUGAAACUGAGGCUAAUGUUAAACACCAACAUGGUCUUUUCAAGUCCAGAGUGGCAGAAGCUCCAAUCCAGCAUUCCCAAAGGAGCCCUUCCCUGGGAACCAGUGCUUUGGUUCCUUUCAGGCGACAAAGCUUCUUUGAUCAAGUGAAUCAAUCUCUAGAGAAAGACAGCCUGACCAUCAGAUCAGCUCUACGGGUACAGAGACCGCACAGUACCUCCAAUGCACAGGCUAGGAGAUCCACAAACUUCCUAAGUCUUCUGAAAGACAAAAGCAUUACAAAAUCAAUCCUUAAUGGUACAUCUCAGGCAAGAUGGAGAGAGAUGGACUUCAACAGAGCCAAGACUGAGCACAAAAGGGGGCAAGAGGAACAGAGGCAGCUGAAGAGGGAGCAGCAGCAAGAGGCUGGUGGCACCCGAUGCCAGCUGUGCGGGGACAACCAAAGGCAGCAAUUGCGUCAGAGAACACUGCAAGGGCCAGAGAAACAGCUGGAGCACAAAGACAGAGCUUUGCAGCACAUGGGACUGCUCCAGGCUGCUGAGGCAGAGAGGAGCAGGAGGGAAUCCUUCAUGCCAGAGAGGGAGAAGAGGAAGGCAAGUCAGAGGCGGCAGUUCUUAAAGGCACAGCGACCGCUGAGAGAGGAGUUGCAGGCUGAACGCAAUGAAAGGAGCUUCGAACAAGAGAAAAAAAGGCUGGAUUUUCUCAGGAGCAGAAUGCAGGCAUGGCAGGAAAUGUUGGAACAAGAAUCACAGGAGCAGGACAGGCGACAAAUACAGCAGAAGGCUGCCAGAGUACUCCAGAGCAAAGACUGUUCACGCCAGAAGGUGGAAAAAGAAGGCCAAAAACUCUGUGACCUCCAGCAGUACCUCAGAGAACAGAAUCUUUUGAUGCUCCGGGCAUCACUGCUAGCGAAAGGGCGCUGCAGAGCAGGUAGGGUACCUGGUCUGAAUAAAAAGACUUUUUGUUCACCGUGAAUAAAUGAGCAGAAUGCUACAAAGACAAAUCAAUGGAUAAACCAACAGAUAACAAAAUGUGUAAGAAACCAAGGAAGCCAGUAGCGUGAUAGAAGAAGAGUUCCCCAUUCAGGCUAUAGGGACCCAGAGCCUGCAGUGCACCUUGCUCAUGACCCGAUUUUCUAAGCGCAUUACUGACUGUAACGAAGCAUGUGGUGUCAGCCGCUUCUGUGGACAAGCUACCGGCUUCUCCCCUCCCCUGAAAGGAAAGGGUAACGCACAGCGAGAGACUGUUUUCUGCAACAGGAGAGAAGAGGCUUUUCAAUGAGCGGAGGUUACGGGUGUCACAUCGGAAGUGCUGUUCCUCUUCCUCAUCAUCAGAGGUAU